This is a messenger RNA of Myodes glareolus (Bank vole), 5489 nucleotides long. The record is from RefSeq and is a predicted model, not a curated record. NCBI's taxonomy places the organism in Eukaryota, Metazoa, Chordata, Mammalia, Rodentia, Cricetidae.
UGCCGGUCGAGCUGGGAGGCGGCUCCGGGGCAGUUCUGCUGGGGCUGGGCUGAACCGAGAUCUCAGUCCUGCCGUGCACCUGAGCCACAUGGACCGCCUGUGCGGCUCCGGGGAGCUGGGUUCCAAGUUCUGGGAUGCCAACCUGUCUAUAUAUACCAAUACUCCGGACCUCACACCCUGUUUCCAGAACUCCCUGCUGGCCUGGAUCCCCUGCAUCUAUCUGUGGGCUGCCUUGCCCUGCUACCUGUUCUACCUGCGGCACCACCAGCGUGGCUACAUCGUCCUCACCCUCCUGUCCAGGCUCAAGACGGUCCUAGGCGUUCUGCUGUGGUGUGUCUCCUGGGCGGACCUCUUUUAUUCCUUCCAUGGCCUCAUCUCCAGCUCAGCCCCUGCUCCUGUCUUCUUUGUCACACCCUUGGUGGUGGGGAUCACUAUGCUGCUGGCUACAUUGUUGAUCCAGUAUGAGCGGCUUCGCGGGGUGCAGUCUUCAGGGGUGCUCAUUAUCUUCUGGCUACUGUGUGUGAUCUGUGCCAUCAUCCCCUUCCGUUCCAAGAUCCUCUCGGCCAUAGCAGAGGGUAAGAUCUUGGAUCCCUUCCGCUUCACCACUUUCUACAUCUACUUCGCCCUGGUGCUCUGCGCCCUCAUCCUGUCCUGCUUCAAGGAUAAACCACCAUUGUUCUCCACAGAGAACAUUGACCCUAAUCCUUGCCCAGAGUCCAGUGCUGGUUUUCUCUCCCGUCUGUCUUUCUGGUGGUUCACAAAGCUGGCCAUCCUUGGCUACCGCCGUCCUCUGGAGGAGCGCGACCUCUGGACUCUGGAUGAGGAGGACUGCUCUCACAAGUUGGUCCAGCGGCUGUUGGAAGAAUGGCAAAAGCAGCAAGCAUCAGGGCCUCAGACUGCAGCCUUUGAGCAGAAGAUCCCUGGAGAGGAUGAAGUCCUGCUGAAGGCCCGACCCAAGUCCCAGAAGCCCUUCUUUCUGUGGGCUCUGGUGAGAACCUUCACCUCCAGCUUGCUCAUGGGUGCCUGCUUCAAGUUGAUCCAGGACCUGCUCUCCUUCAUCAACCCACAGCUGCUCAGCAUACUCAUCAGGUUUAUUUCUGACCCCACGGCCCCCAGUUGGUGGGGCUUCCUGCUGGCCGGGCUGAUGUUCGUGAGCUCCAUGAUGCAGACGUUGAUCUUACACCAAUAUCACCACAGCAUUUUUGUGAUGGCCUUGAGGAUUCGGACUGCGAUCAUAGGUGUCAUCUACAGGAAGGCUCUGGUCAUCACCAACUCAGUCAAACGUGAGUCCACUGUGGGAGAAAUGGUCAACCUCAUGUCAGUGGAUGCUCAACGCUUCAUGGAUGUUUCCCCCUUCAUCAACCUGCUGUGGUCAGCUCCCUUGCAGGUCAUCUUGGCUAUAUACUUCCUCUGGCAGAUCCUGGGUCCAUCAGUCCUGGCUGGAGUGGCUGUCAUAGUCUUGCUGAUACCACUCAAUGGAGCUGUGUCCAUGAAGAUGCGGACCUACCAGGUACGGCAAAUGAAGUUCAAGGACUCUCGCAUCAAACUGAUGAACGAGAUCCUGAAUGGCAUCAAAGUGCUAAAGCUGUAUGCGUGGGAGCCCAGUUUCUUGGAGCAGGUAGAAGGCAUCCGGCAGAGUGAGCUUCAUCUUCUGCGCAAGGGUGCCUACCUGCAGGCUAUCUCCACCUUCAUCUGGGUCUGCACCCCCUUCCUGGUGACCCUGAUCACCCUUGGAGUGUACGUGUGUGUGGAUGAGAACAAUGUGCUGGAUGCAGAGAAGGCCUUUGUGUCCUUGUCCUUGUUCAACAUCUUAAAGAUCCCCCUCAACAUGCUGCCUCAGUUAAUCAGUGGCAUGACCCAGGCCAGUGUGUCUCUGAAACGAAUCCAGGAUUUCCUGAACCAAGAUGAACUUGACCCCCAGUGUGUGGAAAGAAAGACCAUCUCCCCAGGUCCCAACACUCUUACUCCAGAGCAAUCCUGCUCCAAACUUUCUAAGACCCCCCCUUCUCUGAAUUCUACAGCCCCUCCCCAAUCCAUCUCCCUCCUUUACCCCUCCCCCAGGCUCCUCAUGCCCCUCCCUCUGUCCUUGCUCCAGGGAUUCCCCUCCUUUGCCCAGCCUCCUCCCAGGCCUCCCAAGACCCCUGACCCUAUGCAUCUUGUCCUCCCAGGCUGUGCCAUCACUGUGCACAAUGGCACCUUCACAUGGGCCCAGGACCUGCCGCCUACCCUACACAGCCUAAACAUUCAAAUCUCAAAGGGGUCGCUGGUGGCUGUGGUGGGCCCUGUGGGCUGUGGGAAGUCUUCGCUGGUGUCUGCCUUACUUGGAGAGAUGGAGAAGUUGGAAGGCACAGUGUCAGUGAAGGGAUCGGUGGCCUAUGUACCCCAGCAGGCCUGGAUCCAGAACUGCACUCUUCAGGAAAACGUGCUGUUUGGUCAACCCAUGAGACCCAAGCGCUACCAGCAGGCUCUGGAGACCUGUGCCCUGCUGGCCGACCUGAAUGUGCUUCCUGGUGGGGACCAGACAGAGAUUGGAGAGAAGGGCAUUAACCUAUCUGGGGGCCAGCGGCAGCGGGUGAGUUUGGCCCGAGCUGUUUAUAGUGAUGCCGACAUUUUUCUGCUGGAUGACCCGCUGUCUGCCGUGGACGCUCAUGUGGCUAAACAUAUUUUUGACCAAGUGAUUGGACCAGAAGGUGUGCUGGCAGGCAAGACUAGGGUGCUGGUAACCCAUGGCAUCAGCUUCCUGCCUCAGACGGACUUCAUCAUUGUGCUUGCUGACGGACAGGUGUCUGAGAUGGGCCACUACUCGGACCUCCUGAAACAUGAUGGCUCCUUUGCCAACUUCCUCCGAAACUAUGCGCCAGAUGAAGACCAGGAGGACAGCGAAGCCUUGCAAGAUGCAGAUGAGGAGGUGCUGUUGGUUGAAGACACGCUCAGCACCCACACAGACCUGACGGACAAUGAGCCAUCCAUGUAUGAGGUCCGCAAGCAAUUCAUGAGACAGAUGAGCUCCAUGUCUUCAGAAGGGGAGAGCCAGAACCGGCCUGUGCCCAAGAAACACACGAAUCCAUCAGAGAAGGAGAUGCAGGUGAUGAAGGCCAAGGAGACUGGUGCACUGAUCACAGAGGAGACGGCGGAGACAGGCAAUGUGAAGAUGAACGUGUUCUGGGAUUAUGCCAGGUCUGUGGGGCUGCACACCACGCUAGUUAUCUGCCUCCUGUAUGCGGGCCAAAGUGCAGCAUCCAUUGGAGCCAAUGUGUGGCUCAGUGCCUGGAGCAAUGAUGCGGUGGUAGAUGGCCGGCAGAACAACACCUCCCAAAGGCUCGGUGUCUACGCUGCCCUAGGAAUACUACAAGGGCUCCUGGUGAUGCUGUCAGCCUUCACCAUGGUGGUCGGCAGUGUCCAGGCUGCCCGCCUGCUGCAUGCAGCUCUGUUGCACAACAAGAUUCGCUCGCCGCAGUCCUUCUUUGACACGACGCCCUCGGGCCGCAUCCUCAACCGUUUCUCUAAGGACAUAUACGUCAUCGAUGAGAUUCUGGCCCCCACCAUCCUCAUGCUGUUCAAUUCCUUCUUCCUAUCCAUAUCCACCCUUGUGGUCAUCGUGGCCAGUACGCCGCUCUUCAUCGUGGUUGUCCUGCCUCUGGCUGUGCUCUACGGCUUCGUGCAGCGCUUCUAUGUGGCCACAUCCCGGCAGCUGAAGCGACUGGAAUCCAUCAGCCGUUCACCUAUCUUCUCCCACUUUUCGGAGACGGUAACGGGCACCAGUGUCAUCCGGGCCUAUGGCCGAAUUGAAGACUUCAAGGUCCUCAGCGACAGAAAGGUGGACACCAACCAGAAGAGUGCCUACCCCUUCAUCGCCUCCAACCGAUGGCUGGGUGUCAACGUGGAGUUCGUGGGGAACUGCGUGGUGCUCUUUGCUGCCCUGUUUGCGGUGAUCGGGAGAAACAGCUUGAAUCCAGGGAUCGUGGGUCUUUCUGUGUCCUAUGCCCUACAGGUAACCUUGGCUUUGAAUUGGAUGAUACGAAUGAUGUCAGACUUGGAAUCUAACAUCAUAGCCGUGGAGAGAGUCAAGGAAUACUCCAAGACUGAGACCGAGGCCCCCUGGGUGAUAGAGGGCAACCGUGCUCCAGAAGGCUGGCCCACACGUGGGGCAGUGGAGUUCCGGAACUAUUCAGUGCGGUACCGUCCGGGCCUUGAGUUGGUGCUGAAGAACCUGACCCUGCGUGUGCAGGGAGGCGAGAAGGUAGGCAUUGUGGGCCGCACUGGGGCUGGCAAGUCUUCCAUGACUCUCUGCCUGUUCCGAAUCCUGGAGGCCGCAGAGGGUGAGAUCUGCAUCGAUGGACUCAACGUGGCACACAUUGGCCUCCAUGACCUGCGUUCUCAGCUCACCAUCAUCCCCCAGGACCCCAUCCUGUUCUCGGGGACCCUGCGCAUGAACCUGGACCCCUUUGGCCGUUACUCAGAGGAGGACAUCUGGAGGGCCUUGGAGCUGUCCCACCUCCGUGCAUUUGUGAGCAGCCAGCCUGCAGGCUUGGACUUCCAGUGCUCAGAGGGUGGAGAUAAUCUCAGUGUUGGCCAGAGGCAGCUCGUGUGCCUGGCCCGAGCCCUGCUCCGCAAGAGCCGCGUCCUGGUUUUAGACGAGGCCACUGCUGCCAUUGACCUGGAGACUGAUGACCUCAUCCAGGGCACCAUCCGUACCCAGUUUGAAGACUGCACUGUAUUGACCAUUGCCCACCGGCUCAACACAAUCAUGGACUACAACAGGGUCCUGGUCCUGGACAAAGGGGUAGUAGCUGAAUUUGAUUCUCCAACCAACCUCAUCGCAGCGGGAGGCAUCUUCUAUGGGAUGGCCAAAGAUGCCGGACUCGCCUAGAGUACCUUCCAAGGGUUUCUUUCUUGUCUGAAUUGACAAGUGUCUGCAGAAUGGACUUGAUGGCAAUAAGUGGGGGCAUUUGUGACAUUUAUUAUUAUUUUAUUAUUAUUAUUCUGCAAGUUGCCUCCCAGACUAGCCAUACUUAGUACCGGAAUGAGGAAGUGAGCGGGAGUCCAGUUCAAAGUCUGGUUGAGACCAGCGCCUGGGUUUCCUGGCCUAGUCCACCAUUAGUCCCAUACUGCAGUUCUGGGCUUUUUUUAUUUUUCAAGACAGGGUUUCUCUUGUAGCUUUGGCACCUAUCCUGGAACUAGCUCUUGUAGACCAGGCUGACUUUGAACUCACAGAGAUCCGCCUGCCUCUGCCUCCCGAGUGCUGGGAUUAAAGGCGUGCGCCACAACCGCCUGGCCCAUACUGCAGUUUCGAUUUGUUUUGUUUUGAGACCUUACUCCUGCCUCUACAUUUUCAUAUUUUCCAUUGUUUUUUAAACAACCCUUCCUCCUCCUGGGCCAGGGACUGCUAGGUCAGGCUGUCUGCCCCAGGAAUGGAGUUCCCGUAUUGGUGCUGUCUGAAUCCACUUCAGAUAGGACAUGUGUGAAAUAAAACUGUGGUCACCAGCAGA